GCGGGAUUACGGAGAGAAGUGCGGUCCAGCUAUGUUGAUUCAGAUGUAAAAAAAAAAAAAAAAAGGAAAAGGAAAGAAGAAGACUGGACUAACAGGGAGUCGCGUACGUUUGCUGUUCGCAUGGAUUAAUUUUUGUUUUAUAGUGGAGGGGGGGGAAGUUUUUCAGCACGGCGGUGGGGGGAAUUGUUAGAAAACGACAAAAAAAAACCCCCAAACCCCGCCUUCAACUCCACCGGCUACGGGACAUUUUGGCGACCUGGCUCCAACACUCGGGGCCCCCCCCCCCACCACCACCACCCCUCCUCCUCCUCCUCCGCCGCCGCUGCACGUAGUGAAGGUUGAUAUGCCACAUCAGUGAUGGAGCCCAUGACGGUGACGACGUCGGUGGUCGGACCGGAGGAGUUCGACCGCAAUGCCCCGCGGAUCUGCGGCGUGUGCGGUGACAAGGCCACCGGCUUCCACUUCAAUGCCAUGACCUGCGAGGGCUGCAAAGGGUUCUUUAGGCGCAGUAUGAAGCGUAAAGCCUCUUUCACUUGUCCGUUCAACGGAAGCUGCACCAUCACCAAGGACAACCGGCGCCACUGCCAGGCCUGUCGGCUCAAACGCUGCGUCGACAUCGGCAUGAUGAAAGAGUUCAUCCUUACAGACGAAGAGGUUCAGAGGAAGAAAGACAUGAUACUGAAGAGGAAGGAGGAAGAGGCGGCCCGGGAGGCAAUGAGGCCACGUCUGAACGAGGAUCAGGCUCGGAUGAUCUCCUCUCUGGUGGAAGCUCACCACAAGACCUACGAUGCCUCCUACUCUGACUUCUCCCGCUUCAGGCCCCCAGUGCGUGAAGGCCCAGUAACACGCAGUGCCAGCAGAGCGGCCUCCCUUCACUCCCUGUCCGAUGCCUCCUCUGACUCAUUCAACCACUCUCCCGAGUCCGUGGACACCAAGAUGAACUUGAGCAACUUGUUAAUGAUGUACCAGGAUGGCGCGAGCAGUCCAGACUCCAACGAGGACGACUCUAAGCUGUCCAUGCUUCCCCACCUGGCCGACCUGGUCUCCUACAGCAUCCAGAAGGUCAUCGGUUUUGCCAAGAUGAUUCCGGGCUUCAGAGAUCUGACGGCCGAGGACCAGAUCGCUCUGUUGAAGUCAAGUGCCAUCGAGAUCAUCAUGCUGCGGUCCAACCAGUCUUUCAGUCUGGAGGACAUGUCCUGGAGCUGCGGAGGGCCCGACUUCAAGUACUGCAUCAACGACGUCACAAAGGCGGGUCACACGCUGGAGCUGCUGGAGCCGCUGGUGAAGUUCCAGGUCGGGCUGAAGAAACUCAACCUGCAUGAAGAGGAACACGUGCUGCUCAUGGGCAUCUGCCUGCUCUCCCCAGAUCGUCCCGGCGUCCAGGACCACGCCCGUGUCGAGCAGCUCCAGGACCAUCUGUCGGAGGCGUUGCAGGCCUACAUCCGGAUCAACCACCCAGGCGGGCGCCUCCUCUACGCCAAGAUGAUCCAGAAGCUGGCUGACCUGCGCAGCCUGAACGAGGAGCACUCCAAGCAGUACCGCUCACUCUCCUUCCAGCCCGAGCACAGCAUGCAGCUCACCCCGCUGGUGCUGGAGGUGUUCGGCAGCGAGGUGUCAUAGCAGUGGAGGGGGCAGGCGCGUCUACUCCCUCAUCACACGCAGGAUGAUUAACCAACCCUCCCCACCUUGUCCCUGAGAAAUGCCCCAGCCUUGAUACAUCCCUGGACGCGUUGGAGAAAGAUGGAUAAUCAGAUAGACGGUAACAUUCACCUCUUCAUCCUUGGCCCUCAUCCUUUUUCCUCCUCUUCCUCCUGAUCUACAGGAGCAAAGCUCAGAUGUCUCGGACCUAUGAAUUUGUGGAUUUCUUUUUUUCGAAUCCCGCUAUGGAUUUCUGCGGCACCUCUAAUUGCGUUACAUUUCCUCACGUCAUGCGGAUGUGGUGACUCACAGACGUCUGGAGUGACAAUCCAGAUCCUCUCCACAUGCACAAACUCCAGAUUUGCCUUUUCUCAUCAGCACCACCGUUCUCCAGACAUCACUUCUCGAUUUCUGCCGUGUUUUUUAACAGCGGAGACGACUCGACGGACGUGACCGUCACGUUCCUUUUCUAACCAUCAAUCCUUAUGACGUCGCUUCAGGUCCACAUCAACAGGUCCAUCUAUUAACCAUUCUGGCACUUACAGAUACAUUUCUCGCAGUGUUACAGUACUUUUACUACUCUGGCCACACUGGUCGCUACAAACUGUUGUUUAUUUACAGUUUGUCGGCAGCAAAUACAUCCAAAUAUAUUAAAAACAUCAACAUGACGAUGGACAAGCUUACGAUAAUGUAAUUGGGGAUGCACCGAUCUGAUACAAAUACUGAAACCUCGGCCAAGUACCGAGUCAAUGCCAGUUUUUACAUUAAUAAUCUUUACUUCUCACUGAGUGGAAGAGACCAAGAUCAUCCUUCGCUGUGGUGUAGCAAGUUAAAUACCUCCAAACUGCUGACCUUUUGUUUUCAGCUCCCUGACAUAGUACAUACAGGUAGAAUAACAUAGAAUUGAAUUGAAUAGAUCGGCCCCAUAUAUGGGCUCUAUCGUCAUGAAAACCCUGAUCCAGCUAAUCAGUGUCCAACCCGAUAUCCGACAUCGCAUCGGUGCAUCCCUAAAUGUAAUGUUAAUACUGGGGGUGGUGGAGCAGGGGGGGGGGGUGGGGGGGGUUCCUCCUGCUCGGCCCCGUGUCUGUGUGCAGCAGAGCUCUCACACACUCACAUGAAGUGAAGGAAGGAAGAGUCAGCGGAGGACAGGUUGAGAGUCGGAGCGAUGAGUCAAGGAGGUCGGAGAGAUGGAGGGAUAUGCUACAGUUGGAAUUCCCUGCUCACAAGACAAAAGGGAAUUUCACAAAAAACAAGAAUGUAUGUAUAAUGCUAUAUAAAUAUAAAUGAUACGUAUAAGCUGAUAUAUAUAUAUAUAUAUAUAUAUAUAUAUAUAUAUAUAUAUAUAUAUAUAUAUAUAUAUAUAUAUAUAUGUGUGUGUGUGUAUACAUAUAUAUAUAUAUUAUAUCAAGGAAGCAAAUUGUUCAGACUGUUGUAUAAUGUAGAGGAUUCGGAGGCCCCUCAGCUGUGUGUGGACGUGUGAUCUUUCAAAAGACCACACGUCCACACGCGCGCACGAGAAAGCACUGAGAAGUGUGUGUGCGCGCGCGCGCGAGGAGUCCUUCUAUUUUUGUGAUGCGUGUACAGUAUAUGAGAAUAUUGAUGGACCACAAGGGGGUGUGUGUACAGGCUCUGACUGAGGGUUCGAUGCAGGAAAGCACUUUUCAGUUGGAUAUUUCGUCGUCAUUGGACCUGUGAAGUUUGUCGACUGACACAACGUCAUGUUUUUCGUGGAUAGUGAUUAUCCAAAAGAGAAAAAGAAAAAGAGAAAAAAAAAAUUUGUUCGGUCUGUCUGGUUAGAUUGCUGCUAAGACAGUUAGAGCUAGAUGGUUGGCUAUAAAACCAACUAACCGGCUGUUGCCUCAGGGAAAAGUUUGUCUGACGAUGUUGUGUACGUGGUGUUUACGGUGUGUGUGAGUGUGUGGGGCGUAAGCUUACAAUCAUGAGACGGAGAUUGUUUUUUGAAGCUCUAGGAUUCACUGUGAUUUCUAAUCAUACUAAACAACAGCAUAAGUAAGCUAAAAGUCAAACUUAAAAAAAAUAAUAAUAAAAAAACGAUUAACCCUUUGCAAUUUUCAUUCCUAAGCUCCGGUUCAUUAAAUGAAAAUGAAAACUCCUCUUAUGAAAAGGGUUAACAUUAUUGUACGACGCAUAAGAGAACAUUAGAGCUAAAGUACACACCCAUUAAAUGGCUGAUGGCUACAUUAAAAAAAAAGAAAAAGAAUACAGUCAUCAGUGUUUAAAACAUUGCUUGAUUAAUAUCAGCCUCAACUGGUAUAGUUAGUUGUUUCUUUCUUCAGGGCAAAUUAAAUAUUCUACAGAUGGUAGCAAUAUACAGUGAUAGAACAAUGUAUAGACUAUAUAGUGUCUGUUGUUUGUUUUUUGAAUGAAAUCCUUCAGAUGCUCGUAACAGCAGGACAGAAAUGUAAGACACGAGAAAGACGUUUAUUUUUUUUUUUAUAUUCACCAUCAAACCAAGCCUCAUACUGUUUCAUGUCACAUUGAUAUCAUUUUCAACACCAGCCGCAUAAGCGAGGUUUAGGAUGUUCCUUUUUCAACAUCACCUACAUAUCAUAUCACCCCUCUCUCUGUUGGGACACGGUGCGCGCUCUCUCCCUCACGCAGUCCUGGAUCGCCCCCUUGUGGACAAACCUUGUAAAUACCACUUGCUAAGUCUGUACAUAGUCUAGAGAUUAACGUAGGCAAAAUACUAAGAGAACUCAAUUGUUUUGACGGCAGGAUGCUCUGGAGAUGCAGCACUAUAUGCAAUUAAGGAGAUGGACUCUUAUGUUGUAUUUAACUCGAAUGUGCAGAGGCGACGGUCCCCGGUGAGCUUACUGAGUUGUUUUCAGGGGGCACUGAAGAAAAGUGUCCGCUGGUGGGUUGUUGUCUUUUAUGACUGAACGUCUUGGUCGCCAAUAUUCACACAUUCAAAUUAGUGUUUCACAGACUAGAGCGGACCAGCGUUGGUCCAACCCUAUUUCGGAUGAUGCUCUUUCUGAAAUGAACAUUCCCAGUGGAGUAUGUGUUUGACUAUUCCUACUGUCUGAGUCUCACACACGCUCCCCGAAAACACACACACACACACACACACACACACACACAACAGUCAAUCAGUGUGAACCCCUGGCAGCCACCCAACAACUCAGUAUGCCUCCACAGGAAGUGUCCUCUCUGUCCGUUCCAAGCUUAUGGAUGUACGUCUGUUCUCUCUCUCUCUCUCUCUAAAGUCAAUCGAUAAGCUUUUGACAAUUAUACAGUAUAUCCAUAAUAUUUUAAUUUUGAUGAUUUUUGAUCUCUUUUUUUUUCUUCUUCUGUUUUGUUCUGUUCAAGAUUGUAAAUCAACGUGUUUCAGACUUUGCUGUCUAGCUUGUGCUUGGCUUGCCGCACUUGGGUGUCAUGUCAAACGAAGCAGCGAUGAGCAAAGUGGAACUCCUGGAGCCUUUUUCCACGUGCUCGCCGGUCCCGCGUCCCCUCGACUUCAACCGGGUGAAUACACAACGGCCAUUUUGACCCAAAGUCGUGGCUUUAACUUCUUGAUUGGACGAGGGAAGGGACACCGGGGACCGUUCCCCUUCCUUUCCCUACUGGAGUCACUAUAAACUCGUCGGUGCAGCCGCGCUCCACCUGGACCUGCAACCUGAAGGGGAAGGAACUCGGCGGAGCUCAGUCGGCGGAGCUCAGUCUUUGCGAGUGGAAAGGCGGCCCCCAGCUCUGCCUUUUCAAAAAUGAAAAAAGAGCUACAUCUGCUUUUCCAGCAGCACGGUGUCAAACACAAUCAAGUGAUCAUGAACUAACACUGCCUCAACUGACUGACAGGAUCUAGCCAAUGGCAAACUGUCGCUACGCAACAGCAUGCGCGUGCCUCUUCAUCCGUCAACCGACCAUCUAACCGCCUCUUCUUCUGCAAUAGCCAAUUACAGCAGGAUUGCUCUUCAUAGCUUUAACUCGGCAGCCGGUCAGUCUCUGCCUUUGGGGAAAAAAAGAGAAAAAAAUACGGUGGCGCACCAAGGGCUGAUGGGAGUCGGACGUUCGGCGGAACAGCUGCUCUGGGAUUCGGACGUGCGCGCGACGACGGAGGAGCGGCUCCUUUGUGUCCCGACAGACCCAGAACACCUUUGGAGUGGACGUCCGGAAGACUGUGUAGACUCUGUAUUGAAGGAUCAUAGGAGAUAAAACAAAAACAAAAAGUAUUUUUUUCGCCACAGGCAGACGUAGUGACAUGCUGUACAGUGACCGACAAGACGUCGCCUCCUAAAAACCCAAAGUGUGACAUUACCUUUCUCACUACUUUGUGUCUCGCAAACCGCAGCUCUUGAAAUUUUUACUGAAUAGUUGUUGAAUGACGUAAAAAAAAGAAAAGAAAAAAACACACAAAAAAAAAAACCCCGUGGACUUUUUACAUACAACAUCAGCACCUACAUCCUCUGUUUGAAAAAAAAAAAAAAGGAAUGCAGGACGGGGCUGACGGUGGGCGGGGUGUUGGGCGAGAGUCCGCUCGGUUUCAAGGGUCCUGAGAGCGAAAUCUCACCGAUCUAACUUUGUAUCUUACGCCGCCGACUUUCAUUUCCUCAUUUUCCCUCGUCGAUGGUUGAGUUUCAGCUCAAACGCGCACCGCGGGGACUGUAGAUUUGACGUCGGGAGACGCUCAGCGCUCAACAUGGACCCAAAACCAUCGCUGAGGUCCCGCCCCCGCCCCGCCCCGCCCCGCCCCGGCCCCUCACCCCUCCUCCUCCCCUCGACCCAGGUCAGCAGCUCCACCUCAGUAGCCUUACUAAUGGAAACCUCACUCAGCUGGAAACAUUAAAACAGAUACCUCAGUAAUUUACAGAAUGACUUUUUACCAUAGCUUUUAAGGGAACCAAACACACACCACACACACACACACACACACACACACACACACACACACACACACACACUCUCUCACACGGACAUUCUACAGCUCUCUCCUCAGUCUUUGCACUGGCUUUACGAUCACACACACAGUAAACCCGGUUGUUUUAUGAAGUGGAAGAUUGUCCAGCAGAACCCCGUUGCCAGUAGACCAGUCAGUAUACGAGUGGAUCCCAAUGUUUCUAGAUGUUUAACGGUCACUCUCCUUUGUUUCUUCUGCUCGAUCCUCGUCUCGGCCUCAUUCUGUUUCCUCUCACUGUCGUCUCUCUCUCUCUCUCUCUCUCUCUCUCUCGACGACGUGCCGCUAAGCUUAGGCGCUGCUGCGUUUUAACCAAACAUACUACCUCUCCCUUCUGCACAUACAUACAUAUAUAUGUAUAUAUAUAUAUUUUCUUUUUGUUGGAAGCAUGACUUUUUUUUCAUUUUUUAUUACGAGGCAUCUCUUUUUAAUUUUUACACUAAUUUAGAGAGGGUUUCUUCUUUUCUUUCCGUGUGUAUAUGUACAGUAUAUUCCUUUUUAUCUCGUUGUCUUUUCAAAUGCUGGAUGAUUUUUACCUCAGAUCUCACUACAAGCCUACAAAUCUUAAAGUCAGUGCAUCAGUGCAUCAGAGGCCUGGUUGGCGUCGCGCUCCCACCGGACUGUGUCGACGCGUUUACAUAUGUUUUUUUUUGAAAAAACAACUUUGCAUGGCUCCGUUCACAUAGCAGAUGAUAGAUUCUUUUUACUUCUUUCUUUUUACUCUUUCAAUGUGGCACAGAUCUGCUAUUUAUUUCUAGACACAAAAUGAACUCGGUCUAACCUGGAUGACGUGUCCUGUCAUGGAAAGUGUCUGACAGAGAGUUGAGCUCCAUCUUUACAGCUCAAUACUUUAAUCCCUGUCAACUUUGUAAACUGAGUUUGCAGAGCGACAACGAUGCAGACGAGACGACUCGGCCUACUCUCAGUCAUGCAGGGGGUUCCUAUAUUCAUCCAGGAGAUGAGGUUUAAAAAAACCAUUAUAGUAGAAAUGGGAAAGAGGUAUUGAUACUCUUAUUUAAUGUAUCUCGGCGUGAAAGCAGAACUCUAGAUUGCAGGGCUAUUGAAACGACCAAAAGCAAAAUCUGCAUCAAAGCAUCCUUGUAAAGAAAAGGAUGAAAAAGGGGCGGUGGGUCGAAGAAGUGCGCGGCCGGGGCCGAGAUGAAAGCUGCUCUGUGAACGUAGCCUGAACCCUCGGAGGUGCCGAGUGGAUGUGGGUCUGCUCACGGGAGGCGGGCGGCCCCUGCUUCAGUCGACCGGCGCCUUGGAAUACACUUAAACUAACAGGCGCUGCCGCCAGCCGAUCGGCGAACCUCUCCGUCAGGCCGCUGCUCUGUCCCUACAGCUGACAUGUAGAGUACUGACAGUAACCUCCGACACCGCGUUGCCCUCCUUCGGCUCUGCCGUUGUGUCGCAGGUUUCCCGCGCGUUUCUCCGUAGCUGUCGCCUUUCUCUUUUUUUUUUUGCUGCAAGGUCUGAUAAGGGUUUGUAACAUUGGGAUCCUGUUUUAGAAGUUAAAGAUACAAAUAGUGUUGGCUUUUAUUUUCUGCUCAGCAGCCAGCCAAGUCUCUCACACACCCUCUCUGCACUCUGCCUUCUUCUAAUCGUCUAACUCUGGUUCUGAAUCCGUCGUCUGUUCGCUGCGCUCGCUCGCUCAGCUUCCAGACGACCAGGCCUUCGACACGCACGCUGUGAAUGACACACACACACACACCCCCACACACACGCACGCACGCACGCACACACACCAAGCCUUUAGUGAUCACGUGAUGACGUCACCUCUCGGCUCCUCCAAGGUUCAUUUGUUUACCGUCAGCGGCUGUUGGUCGACAGCGGCACAGACAGAUAUGCAAAAUUCACGUUCAGCACUUACAGAUGAUUUCGUAUUGAAUGAUUUGUUUUAUUGAAUCGAGGACGUAUCUGACGCGUGGCAUUUUGGGGGGGGGGGGGGGUCCGAGAAUUUGAGUUUAACCUGACACCAAAAAAAAAAGUGAUGCCCACUUUGUCAAAACAGAAGGAAUUUUGAUUAAUGUUGAUGAUGAUAUUAGCUGUAUCCUGAAAAAAAUGAAAUGACAAAAAAAUGUAAUAUUAGGGUAUUUUUAUGUCAGAUUGCGGAGUGAUAUUAGUGUAGAGUGGCCCCGGUUCAAGCGCCCAUAUUGUGCUUUUUGCCCCCAGUCUAUUAUUAUGUCAUAUAAAGUUACUAUUCCUGGCUUUUGUUUUUCAUAAAGCAUCUAUAACCCUAAGUAACAUGCAACGUACUCGCGUCCGUAGAGUUUUUAGCUGCUCUGGUCUCGUCUGCGAUGGUGGUUCAGGUGUAUAUCGGCAGAACCGGUGUUGCCGUAGCUACAGAGGUAGUCGACAGCUCACUAGUCAGAGCAGACUGGGCCCUUUUCUGGAGGCGGGUAAAACGAGAACGAUGUAGACAGUUGGGGGGGGAGGAUAUGUAUAGGAUAUACGGCAUAUAAUGCAUCUUUCUUAACAGUGCAGCGUGUAAUCCUAUUCUAGUAAAUAAUGAACCUGUAAAAGACGGAAUAUGGGCCCGUGACGGUGCGCGGCCCCCGAUGAUUCACUGAACCUGAGGAGAGCAGGUGGACGGGAAGUCGUCCUCUGUGGUAAACACGGAACGCUUUUCAUUCAACGGCGACGGUCGGCCGUCUGUUGCUCCGGUCGCAUUUCUCUGCUACCUCUUUAAAUCUGCGCUUGCUCGUACACACAUGCACUUACUCACAGAUCAACACACACUUAUACUGACUGACUGAAAAAAAAGGCAGACACUGAACACACACACACACACACACUCUCUGAUCAACACACACACACACGCAUACAACGCACUCUUCUGUGCACUUCUUUCUCCCUCACCAGCAGUUCUUGCCAAUGAUGCACUUGUGUUUUUGUCUCUAAAUGCUCUGCAAAGCGUGUGAUGUCAAAAAAAACGGUUUGUUGUCAUCUUCUCUCUUUUUUUUUUUAUAAAAUAAAAAAAGAAACUCUAAUCUCUAUAGGAAAAAGCCCUGGAGCUAGCCAGGCGGUUAGAGAAAUCAAAUUGAAGAUUAAUCGCGUUCAGUACAUGCAGACAGUUUCACGUCUUUAAAGACAAACGGACAUAAAUGCACAUAUUGCUCAGCUCAGUUGUACCUUGGUGUGCCUAGAACCCACAGCCUUAUUUUGGGACAAUAUCAGGGGUUUUAAAGCAGAAUACAGGACGACCCGUCUUCGUAUCGCUGAUGUUAAGACGGUUUCCUUGAGUUUUAGUAGCUGUUUUGUUUUUUUCGUCGUCUUCUCCUCAUAUCCACGCAUUUGUUAGCUUCUCAAAUUGUUGUAUCAGUUUUCGAUGAGUCAACAGUAGCUGGCUCACGGGAGGUGCGCGUGACGAGGAUGUGCUACGUCGCCGUGCUUCUCUGCUGGUCGUUCUCCUUGUCUCGAUUAGUACUUUUAUUUAUUCCCCAGACAUUUGGUCCUUAUAAAGCCCGUCUGCUUUCUAAAAAAGGAUCCCUACUGAUGCAACAGUCUAAUGAAAUGUCCCCCUUUCGAUUUUUCAACUGGAGAACGUCCAGCAGACCGUGAACAUCCCGAAGCACGACCCGUCCUCGUCGUCGGGAGAACGGAAAAUCUGAAAUCUUUCGAAUCGUAGUUUAUCUCAGUAGAGUCCCAAGAUAAGUACCUUUACCUUCACGCGCGCACACCACGUCGCAGUAUAACUCACCAGACCUCAGUGCUUCUAGCAGGAACUCGUCUUUUCAACGUAUACAGUUGCCAUGGCAAUCGCUGUUGAUGGCACCGUCAAUAGCCCGAUACCAUAAUAAAUAGUGUUAUACAUUCAGUACCUUAACCGAUGUCUCUCUUCGUGGUUAAAAAGAAAUCACCGCCUGUUUUUAUUUUGUUUUUGUUUGUGUGUGUGUUGCUCUUUUUCUUUUUGCUCUUCUCUUGGAAGUUGAUCCAUUGUACUUUUGAUUACAUGCAUUGUAUGUAGUAAAAAUACUGAUGAUGUUUUGGGGAAAUCACAAAUAAAACAGCUGUACAUAAUGAUGCAAAACA
Molecule: messenger RNA, 10582 nt
Organism: Scophthalmus maximus (turbot)
Lineage: Eukaryota; Metazoa; Chordata; Actinopteri; Pleuronectiformes; Scophthalmidae
Product: vitamin D3 receptor A
Exons: 10
Coding region: 358-1620 (420 amino acids)
Biological process (GO): positive regulation of transcription by RNA polymerase II; cell differentiation; negative regulation of transcription by RNA polymerase II
Cellular component (GO): nucleus
Molecular function (GO): vitamin D response element binding; zinc ion binding; nuclear receptor activity
Source: RefSeq, a predicted model, not a curated record